AUGUCGAACGCUGCCGAAAGAAUUGCAGAAGAUAAUUAUGAGAGAGAAAAUGAUCCUUCGCCCGUGACAGAAGACUUCGCAGAAAACUCCUAUGCCAAAGAGCCCAAGUCCUACUUGAGAGACCAAGUCCCUGUUCAACCAGAUGAACAGUCAUUUGAAGAUCCAAUCCAACCUCCUUAUUCCAAUUCUGAUGAGCAACUUGAGGAUGAUGAACGCGAAGCGAUUGAUAAGUCAAAUGUCAUGAGGGGAGAUCGUCUCCGACAUGCAAAGCCUAGAACUGCGAACAAGUACAAUGAGGGGCCUGAUGAAAACGAUUUGCCUUCCGGAGUUGACUGA
Penicillium digitatum Pd1 is the source of this 336-nucleotide messenger RNA. RefSeq lists its product as uncharacterized. Lineage: Eukaryota; Fungi; Ascomycota; Eurotiomycetes; Eurotiales; Aspergillaceae. The record is from RefSeq and is a predicted model, not a curated record.